UGGGGUAAAUCACGACGGGGCACGGCGGCAGAAAUCUUUGCAUCCGCGCGAACGCGCCUCACGGCUCCCUCCUUCGAAGUCGUGCUCCGCUCAAAACGGUUUGGUCAAACGUUCUCCGGCUGGCACGCGUUCUCGAGCCGGGGGUGGCGGGGAAGGAUUCAUCUCCCGAAUUUCCCGAGAGGAUCACGGAAUUGUGUGAGCUGAAACAGCAAAUAACGAUAUCGCAGAAGGAGAGCACGAUCAUUCAGUUUGCGGCGCAUCGACGAUGCGGAGGUAAGGACGACGCAGGGAUAUCGAGAGGAGGAUACCGAGGAUCUUUCCACUGGUUGUGGGAGAGACGCACGCUGGACCGCGAUAUUUGCCGUUCUAGUCGAAAAGCAGAGCGUGCGUCGCGCUGGCACGCCAGCCGGUUGGCGUAGCUUCCCCUCGGCUCUCCGUCAGUCGGCCGAUUGGUAGGAUGAGAUGAGUUCCUGAAGUCCCGCUCUCGUCCCGCAAACGAAUAAUGCCUUCGAGGGGAACGACCGGCCGUCCCAAGGUAGACAGAUCCACCAGCCCUCUGUCACGUAAACCACAGACGGUCCCUGUGAAUCCGGUGCAGGAGCUGAAGGCUCUCCUCGCCGAGCCGACGGCGAAGACCGCCACCGCCACAGCCACCGCCGUCGCCGCCGUAGCUGUCGCCGCCACCACCACCACCACCAUCUCCAAUGGGGGCGAGAAGGAGUCGGACUUCCGAUUCGAAGCCAUACAGUGCCUACGAUCGUCCGUCAUGAAGAGGCCCAGAAAACAGCUGCCGGAACGAGGAAAUUGGAGCAGCAAGAUCGAGUUUAUCCUGUCCGUCGUGGGACUGGCCAUAGGCCUGGGAAACCUAUGGCGGUUUCCUUACCUCUGCUACAAGAACGGCGGCGGCGCUUUCAUGGUGCCUUACUUCAUCGCUCUCGGCCUGGCGGGUAUACCCAUGUUCCUGAUGGAGCUGUCCCUGGGACAGAUGAUGACGAUUGGCGGCCUUGGUGUCUUCCAGAUAGCGCCGCUCUUCAAAGGCAUCGGAUACGCCACCUGCGUGCUCUCUUGCUGGACCAACGUGUACUAUAUCAUCAUCCUCGCUUGGGCUCUCUUCUACUUCCUCGUUUCCUUGCGAGCCGACGUACCUUGGCGAGGCUGCGACAACUCGUGGAACACGCGCUACUGCAUCACAGCGGAGGAACUUCUAAGCGCGGUGUGCUGGCCGGACGAGUUCACAGGCGACACCGUGUGUGCCACGUCCAUCGGGAACUUGAGCACCACGUUGCUGAAAGACCCGGUCAAGGAGUUUUGGGAGAGGCGAACCCUGCAGAUCUCCGCGGGCGUUGAAGUGGUGGGUACCAUAAGGUGGGAAUUGGCCGGGACACUGGCGGCCGUGUGGAUCAUGUGUUACUUCUGCAUCUGGAAAGGCGUCAAGUGGACUGGCAAGGUCGUCUACUUCACAUCGCUCUUCCCGUAUGCGCUGCUGGCGGUGUUACUGGUGCGGGGCCUGACACUUCCCGGCGCCUCGGAAGGCUUGAAGUAUUACGCUACGCCGAAUCUCUCGAAACUCGGCGAUCCUGAGGUGUGGAUAGACGCGGUGACGCAGAUAUUCUUUACUUACGCUCUCGGUCUAGGCGCGCUGGUAGCACUAGGCAGUUACAAUAAGUUCAACAAUAACGUUUACAAAGACGCUCUCAUCGUAUGCGGAGUCAACACUUGCACCAGCCUACUGAGCGGCGUCGUCAUCUUCUCCGUGGUCGGUUUCAUGGCACACGAGCAACAGAAGCCGGUAGCCGACGUAGCUGCUUCUGGACCCGGCCUGGCCUUCUUAGUUUAUCCCUCAGCGGUGUUGCAGUUGCCCGGAGCUUCGAUUUGGUCCUGUCUCUUCUUCUUCAUGCUUCUUCUCAUAGGCUUGGACAGUCAGUUCUGCACGAUGGAAGGCUUCGUCACUGCUGCCGUGGACGAGUGGCCGCGACUGCUCCGCAAGCGGAAGGAACUUUUCAUCGCAAUUGUAUGCUUCAUCUCUUACCUGAUCGGGCUGCUGUGUGUCACGGAGGGCGGGAUGUACGUGUUUCAAUUGUUGGAUACAUACGCCGUCAGCGGGUUCUGCCUGCUCUUCUUGAUGUUCUUCGAGUGCAUUUCCGUGUCGUGGGCGUUCGGUGUGAACCGGUUUUACGACGGCAUACGAGACAUGAUAGGCUACUACCCAUGCUUCUGGUGGAAGAUCUGUUGGACGAUCACCACACCCGCCAUCUGCGUGGGCGUCUUUAUCUUCAACAUCAUCAAGUUCGUCCCCGUGAAAUACCUCUCUUAUGAAUUUCCGUGGUGGAGUCACUUAUUGGGUUGGAUCGCGGGUCUCUCCUCGAUGAUGUGCAUUCCAGGCUACAUGAUUUACAUCUGGUACGUUACACCGGGAACUACCUCAGAGAAAUACCGGAAGUUGAUCAAGAUAGACGACGACGUAGCCGCACUGCGGAAGAAACUCAAUCCAUCCAAAGCUGCUGCCAUCAACGCCGAGUUCGAACUAUAGACUCGCAUACGCCUUACUUACGGUCGCGUAUGCGAGGAUGCGGGUCGCGCGAUUGACGAAUUCACGACGGAGGGCUCCGCAGAGCGCCCGUGAGAAACGUGAGAACGUGGGGAUCAGGGCGCAAUUGGGGGAUGCAAAUGCGGAUUGGAAGUAAAUCAGGUUUCG
Messenger RNA from Harpegnathos saltator (Jerdon's jumping ant), 2695 nucleotides. It is a transcript of the gene Gat-1B, whose product is annotated as GABA neurotransmitter transporter-1B. Gene Ontology annotation, molecular function: gamma-aminobutyric acid:sodium:chloride symporter activity. Bases 503 to 2530 code for a protein of 675 amino acids. The record is from RefSeq and is a predicted model, not a curated record. Gene Ontology annotation, biological process: amino acid transport; nitrogen compound transport; sodium ion transmembrane transport. NCBI's taxonomy places the organism in Eukaryota, Metazoa, Arthropoda, Insecta, Hymenoptera, Formicidae. The transcript has 14 exons. Gene Ontology annotation, cellular component: neuron projection; plasma membrane.